CAGGGGGAGCCUCGAAGCUAUCGAAACUCUGAACCUAAAAAUUAAGGAGGAGAGAUGGCUUCAGAGAAGAAGGUUCUAGGUUUCGAAGAAGUUUCAAAGCACAACAAGACCAAAGACUGUUGGCUUAUCAUCUCCGGCAAGGUGUUUGAUGUGACCCCAUUCAUGGAUGAUCAUCCUGGAGGCGAUGAAGUCUUGUUGUCCUCAACAGGGAAAGAUGCUACGAAUGACUUUGAAGACGUUGGUCACAGCGACACCGCAAGGGACAUGAUGGAGAAGUACUACAUUGGUGAGAUCGAUUCUUCUACUGUUCCAGCAACAAGGACAUACGUUGCACCUGCUCAACCCACGUACAACCAAGACAAGACACCAGAGUUCAUCAUCAAGAUUCUCCAGUUCCUUGUCCCAAUCUUGAUCUUGGGUCUCGCUCUUGUUGUCCGUCAAUAUACCAAGAAAGAGUAGAAGCAGAGGCUUUGCAUUUUUGCUUGCCACUCUAUAUCACUCUUUUCUUAUUUCUCUAUAUCUGUAUUUGCAAAAAAGAAAUACAGUUACUGUUGUUUGGUUAGACUUUAUCUCUGUCCUUCAGAAUGAUUCUUGUUGAAACUACUACGAACCAAUAAUCAAUGUGUUGCUAGUCUCUUUAUGUUUUGUUUAUCUUUUUGUGUUUAUCGAGAUGUGUUUAACUUUGAUUAUCAAAUAAAAGAGUGCUUCAAUUAUUCAGA
Molecule: messenger RNA, 719 nt
Organism: Eruca vesicaria subsp. sativa (arugula)
Lineage: Eukaryota; Viridiplantae; Streptophyta; Magnoliopsida; Brassicales; Brassicaceae
Source: the annotation of a GenBank genome assembly